AUGGGCCUCUGGAAGGGAGGGAAAGGGGGCAAUUCCCUCACCUAUUCCAGUUUUCCAACUUGCUCCCACUCUCUGUACCUCUUGUUUCCAGGACCCCAGGCCGGAACCAGAGAAAGUCUGGGGGUGGGCAGGGUGCCCAUGUGGCCUCUCUGGACCAUCCUCCUGCUGGUGCUGCCCUUGGGAGGCCUAGGACCACCCUUCUGCCCAAGGGAGACUUUCUGCUUCCUCAUUGCCAUCAUGAAGUUGCUGGGAAGCAAAAAUGAUGGUACUCUUUACACCGCAGAUGAUCUUUUGGUGUGUCCUGCUGAGGCUCUAGGCUGCUUCUGGCUGGAGCUGUCUGUGAUUGGGUUUGAGGAGGGCCCAUCCAUGGAGACUGCUGUGUUCCGGCUACAACGCCUAUUGGAUGCCCUCAGGUCCUGGCUGUGGGUGACUGGCUGGGGCCCUUGUCCACCCUGUGGAGGACACCCUCAGAGACCUGUCCAUCUUUUUCUGGCCAAACUCUUGGAGUUAUUACAGGGUGCUUGUGCUCAGCAUCUGCCCUCAGCACGAACCUGGGAGGUUCGUGGGAAGGAUACAGACUCCCUGGUACUCCCGGAGAGGCUGCGUGGAGAGAGGGAGAGGAGAUUCGGUCUUCAGCCCCAGUUCCCAAACCCCAAGCCUUCUCCUUCUAGGCCAGAGGAUCUCACCCAGAGCCCCAGAAGCCAGGGGAAGAGGAGAGAAAGUAAAAUAUAAGAUACUCCCUCCUCUCUCCUCUUCCAGGAAGGGACCGAGAAUUGCACACCUGUCCUCCAAACUCAUCCCCAUCCCUUGAGGACAGGAAGAGUCUUGUGGCUCACAUUCCUGGCUGCAAAUAGUCACCACGUGGAAAACUUUUUUUUUUUUUUUUGCGGUAAGCGGGCCUCUCACUGUUGUGGCCUCUCCCAUUGCGGAGCACAGGCUCCGGAUGCGCAG
Aethalodelphis obliquidens (Pacific white-sided dolphin) is the source of this 951-nucleotide messenger RNA. RefSeq lists its product as uncharacterized. Lineage: Eukaryota; Metazoa; Chordata; Mammalia; Artiodactyla; Delphinidae. The record is from RefSeq and is a predicted model, not a curated record. The transcript has 5 exons. The coding region runs from base 1 to 732 and encodes 243 amino acids.